AUGAUAACAAAUUCUCAGCAGCCUUUAAAGCUCAUUUGAGUGUAUGGGUUGGCGUUUGAGGUGAGGUAAGGAGAGGCAGUGCAGGACAGCGAGAGAGGCAGAAGGGACUUGACAUUAGCAAGAGAUAUUCUACCAAGAUGGCGGAGAGCACAGAUCUGAAGCAGCUGAUGAACUCCUUUAAGAAGUUCGCGAUCCACGGAGACACCAAGGCCACAGGGAAGGAGAUGAACGGGAAGAACUGGGCUAAACUGUGUAAGGACUGCAAGAUCACCGACGCCAAGAAUGUCACCGGCACUGACGUGGAUAUCGUCUUCACGAAAGUCAAAGCGAAGACGUCCCGGGUGAUCACCUACGAGGAAUUCCAGAGAGCCCUGGAGGAGCUGGCCCCUAAGAGGUUCAAAGGUCAGAGCAAAGAGGAGGCCCUAACGUCUGUCUACAAGCUGAUAGAGGGCAAGGAGCCCACCAACGUAGGAGUCACGAAAAUGGCGAAGACAGCCGCAGUGGACAGACUGACGGACACCACCAAGUACACAGGCUCCCACAAAGAGCGCUUCGACGAGAGCGGGAAGGGGAGGGGUAAGGGCGGGCGGGAGGAACUGGUGGAGGAAACGGGAUACGUCGGCUCCUACAAGAACGCCGGAACCUACGAGGAGAAAACCAAGGCUAAGUAGACCACCGGGCCAGGCGGUGUGGUCAACAGGCCCAGUAGACCACCGGGCCAGGCGGGGUGGUCAACAGGCCCAGUAGACCACCGGGCCAGGCGGUGUGGUCCACAGGUCCAGUAGACCACCGGACCAGGCGGUGUGGUCAACAGGACCAGUAGACCACCGGGCCAGGCGGGGUGGUCAACAGGCCCAGUAGACCACCGGGCCAGGCGGGGUGGUCAACAGGCCCAGUAGACCACCGGGCCAGGCGGGGUGGUCAACAGGUCCAGUAGACCACCGGGCCAGGCGGUGUGGUCAACAGGCCCAGUAGACCACCGGGCCAGACGGUGUGGUCAACAGGCCCAGUAGACCACCGGGCCAGGCGGUGUGGUCAACAGGCCCAGUAGACCACCGGGCCAGGCGGUGUGGUCAACAGGCCCAGUAGACCACCGGGCCAGACGGUGUGGUCAACAGGCCCAGUAGACCACCGGGCCAGGCGGUGUGGUCAACAGGCCCAGUACACCACCGGGCCAGGCAGUGUGGUCAACAGGUCUAGUAGACCACCGGGCCAGGCGGUGUGGUCAACAGGCCCAGUAGACCACCGGGCCAGGCAGUGUGGUCAACAGGUCUAGUAGACCACCGGGCCAGGCGGUGUGGUCAACAGGCCCAGUAGACCACCGGGCCAGGCGGGGUGGUCAACAGGCCCACAACAUGAGAUGUAUCCCAAAUUACAUCCUACUCUAUAUAGUCCACUACUUUGACCAGAGCGCUAUGGGUCCUGGUCUAAAGUAGUGCACUAUAUAGGGAAUAGGGUUCUAUAGGGCUCUGGUCUAAAGUACUGCACUAUAUAGGGAAUAGGGUUCUAUAGGGCUCUGGUCUAAAUUAGUGCACUAUAGAGGGAAUAGGGUUCUAUAGGGCUCUGGUCUAAAGUAGUGCACUAUAGAGGGAAUAGAGUACCAUUGGAGACGCUUCCAGGGUCACUAUCCCCCCCCCCCCCUCUACAGUCGGGACCAAACCCUGAACCCAGAACUCGGACCCCUAACCACAGGCUUAACCCCCAGGCCCUUUCGACAGAGGCUGACCUCUCUUAUCUUUGAUAUGUUCUGAGGGGGUGUGUGUGUGUUGUCAUUGGGGAUGAUGAGAGAGAGAACAUGCUUUUUACUCUUAUUAUAGCUAUGAAGGUUGUGAGGUGAUCUCCUUCAACAGAGAUAUGACCGAUAGACAGGUCGUGAGGUGAUCUCCUUAAACAGAGAUAUGACCGAUAGACAGGUCGUGAGGUGAUCUCCUUAAACAGAGAUAUGACCGAUAGACAGGUCGUGAGGUGAUCUCCUUCAACAGAGAUAUGACCGAUAGACAGGUCGUGAGGUGAUCACCUUAAACAGAGAUAUGACCGAUAGACAGGUCGUGAGGUGAUCUCCUUAAACAGAGAUAUGACCGAUAGAUAGGUCGUCGAGGUCAUCUC
Oncorhynchus gorbuscha (pink salmon) is the source of this 2106-nucleotide messenger RNA. RefSeq names its product tubulin polymerization-promoting protein family member 3-like. The transcript is spliced from 4 exons. The record is from RefSeq and is a predicted model, not a curated record. Gene Ontology annotation, cellular component: microtubule. Gene Ontology annotation, biological process: microtubule bundle formation; microtubule polymerization; positive regulation of protein polymerization. Lineage: Eukaryota; Metazoa; Chordata; Actinopteri; Salmoniformes; Salmonidae. The coding region runs from base 138 to 671 and encodes 177 amino acids. Gene Ontology annotation, molecular function: tubulin binding.